CCUCGUCCUGUCCUCCUCGCCGCCUGUAUCCUUGUCCAUGUUUGUAGGCCCUGGCAGUUUGGACCCAGCGGCGCCAUGGCGAGCCAUGCGUCGGCACCCUCACUCGACCUUGAGCUGCUGAGCCAGGAGCAGCCGCUGCUCCAGGCGGUGCACCCUGGCCCGCACCCGCGCAGGGCGCGGAGGAGUGCCGCGGGCCUUGCGGCCGCGCUCCUGAUCUGCGGCGCGGCGGCAGCACUCGGAGCCCACGCCGUGCGGGCAGGUGCCCAGGGCUGCGCGGGGGGCCCGUGGGGGAGCGCCCCGUGCAGCGCCGACGCCGCCCGCGGGGCCGCGUCCCUGGCCUCCGCGGCGGCGCCGGCCGAGGCGGCGGCGCACGAAGAGGAGGUGACUACCACCGAGGUGGAAACGAUUGAGGCAUCUGCUGCGACAGGGCUGAUUCGUACCUGGAGGGACGCGGAUGUCCAGACGACAGCCGCAUUUGCUGCGACACCAGCUGAGCAGGCGACCACCACCGACGUCGAGCCAGACGAGGCCUGGGGGGUGGUCACCAGCGCAGCAGCCGAUGAGGACAUCAUGGAGAUGGGGGCGACCAGAGCCUCGACCGCCUGGCCCGGUAAGAGGGUGACCACCGCCGAGGGGGAAACGAGGGGCUCGGCUGUCUCAAAAUGGACCGCCCCCCCCGCGUCCAUCCAGAGCACUUCACCCAGACCAGCGCGCUAUUUGUUCUUCCCCUUGCACGGUGGGAGCUCCAACCAAUUGCUAGCAACCCGACGGGCUCUCAUGUUGGGCGCCAUUCUGAACCGCACAGUGCUUUUACCGCCAAUGUUGGCACAUUACGACCUCAAUCCAGUUCUAAACGAUACUGAUUGGACCAAUCAGACAAAUCUAAUGAUGUUGUCGCUGAAUCGGUCGAAGGAGUAUUUCAAGCGUGGGAGUCAGUAUCGAAUAAUGACGGGUGCAUACGACGUUGGCUUUUACAAUAUCAGCAUCAUGAACUUUGCAACAUUUUAUUCAACCAGCAUCUGCGAAGGGAGGCUCUCCCUCUACGGCGGCUGCGGCAGGGCGGGGGCGGGCUUCUUGCAGGUGGUCGGAUCUGGCGUGUGCCCUGCUGCAGCGAGCCGCUGGCGGACCAUCUCCGACGUGUUGGGCGCGCUGGGCACCGGCCCACUGGGCGAAGCUCCUCUUCUUGCAGUCGGGUGCACGUACUGCAUGCACGGCCUCGACAAGCUCGACGUUUCGAAAGGCCCGCCCUCGCUCCAGGAGGUGCUGCUUCGCGUGCAGCUCACGUCGAUCCCGUUCACCGGUCCCGUACUGGACGCUGCGAGGCGUGUGUCGGGUGCCGUCGGACAUUAUCGCGGCUUGUAUUGUGCAGCUCACUUGCGAAUGCCAGAUGACAUGGACGGCCACGGUGGGAACCAGGUAAGGCCCAAGAACGUCUCUGGUUUGGGAACAGAAGCCUCAGUGGUGGAGUCGUACGCUCUGUGGCUUCUGAGGGAACUGAAGGCCGCGAGAAUACCAGAGAAGUCAGUCGUUUACGUAGCAACAAACUUGCGUGCAGGAUGUCAGCACGAUGGAUUUGCACAGCUACGCUCACGGUACCUCUGUAUAUCCCUGGGCAUGGGUGAUCUGAUGUGCAAAGCGGGCCUAUGUGACGGCCUUCCAGAAAACAUAGAUCUUGCUUCCUUGACUGGCAUGGACAGGGGGGAUCUGAUGGCUGCGAUUGAUAAGCAGGUCUGUGUCUUGGCCGAGCAGGGCUUCUGGCCUACGGCAGGGGACUGCUACACCUGCAAGAAGAAGUGCCCACCGCACCAGGGGAUUGCUACUCCUGCAAGGAGAAGUGCCCACCGCAUGUCAGUAACUCGUUCUCCAGUGACAUAAUUUGGCGACGGCUGGGGAUGUGUAAGCCUUCCUGCACGGAUGAUUCGAAUGUUGAUUUGUCGAAAAGGGCGGCACAUCUAACGGGCACUCUGUACAAAAUGGAGACGGGGAGAUACGGCGAAUCGAUUCCAAACCUGACACCAUUGGCGCAGACAUGUACGGUCACCGCCAUAGACGCGGAUAUUGCGAAAUUGAAAAUGGCAUCCACGUCCACCACGUCCACCACGACCCCCGCGUUUAUCCAGAGCGUAUCAGCCCGACCACCGCGCUAUGUAUUUUUCCCACUUCACGGCGGAAGCUCGAACCAAUUGAUGGCAACCCGCCGGGCUCUUAUGCUAGGAGCCAUUCUGAACCGCACCGUGCUUUUGCCGCCAAUAUUUGCACAUUACGAUUUAAAUUACCAGCCUGAGUUAAAUGACACCGAUUGGGGACAUCAGACACACCUAAUGAACUUGUCGCUGAAUCGGGCCAAGGAGUAUUUCGGGCGUGGGAGUCGGUAUCGGGUCAUGACGGGCACAUACGACAUUGGCUUCUAUAAUGUCAGUUACAUGAAUUUGGCAACAUUCUAUUCGACAACAACGUCUGCGAAGGGAGACUCUCCCUCUACGGCGGCUGCGGAAAGGCGGGGGCGGGCUUCUUGCAGGUGGUCGGAUCUGGCGUGUGCCCUGUAGUAACGAGCAGCUGGCGGACCAUCUCCGACGUGGUGGGCGCGCUGGGAACCGGCCCGUUGGGCGAGGCCCCUGUUCUUGCAGUCGGGUGCACGUAUUGCAUGCACGGUCUCGACAAGCUCGACGUCUCGGAAGGCCCGCCGUUGCUUCAGGAAGUGCUUAUUCGUGUGCAGCUCACGUCGGUCCCGUUCACCCGCCCCGUUCUAGACGCUGCGGAGCGUGUGUCGAAGGCCGUCGGACAUGGCCGUGGCUCGUAUUGUGCAACUCACAUGCGCAUGCCAGAUGACAUGGACGGCCACGGUGGGAAUCAGUCAGGGCCCGAGGGGACCUCUGGCUUGGGUUCAGACACUUCAGUGGUGGAGUCGUACGCCCUGUGGCUUCUGAGGGAGCUGGAGGCCGCGAGCAUACCAGAGAUGUCAACCGUCUACGUGGCAACAAACUUGCGUGCAGGUUGUCAGCACGAUGGCUUCAAAGUGCUACGCUCACGGUAUGUCUGCGUCUCUUUGGGUGUGGGCGAUCUGAUGUGCAAAGCUGGCCUUUGCGACGACAUUCCGGAAAACAUGUCUCUUGCUUCUUUGACUGGCAUGGGCAGAGGAGAGCUGAUGGCUGCGAUUGAUAAACAGGUCUGUGUAUUGGCCGAGCAGGGCUUCUGGCCUACAGCAGGGGACUGCUACUCCUGCAAGGAGAAGUGCCCACCGCACGUCAGUAGCACCUUCUCUAAUGACAUAAUUUGGCGACGGCUGCGGAUGUGUAAGCCUUCCUGCGCGGAUGAUUCGAAUGUUGAUUUGUCGAAAAGGGCGGCACAUCUAACGGGCACUCUGUACAAAAUGAAGACGGGGAGAUACGGCGAAUCGAUUCCAAACCUGACACCAUUGGCGCAGACAUGUACGGUCACCGCCGUAGACGCGGAUAUUGCGAAAUUGACAACGGCAUCCACGUCCACCACGACCCCCGCGUUUAUCCAGAGCGAAUCAGCCCGACCACCGCGCUAUGUAUUUUUCCCACUUCACGGAGGAAGCUCGAACCAAUUGCUAGCAACCCGCCGGGCUCUUAUGCUAGGAGCCAUUCUGAACCGCACCGUGCUCUUGCCGCCAAUAUUCGCACAUUACGAUUUAAAUUUCCAGCCUGAGUUAAAUGACACCGAUUGGGGACAUCAGACGCACCUAAUGAAGUUGUCGCUGAAUCGGGCCAAGGAGUAUUUCGGGCGUGGGAGUCGGUAUCGGGUCAUGACGGGCACAUAUGACAUUGGUUUCUAUAAUGUCAGUUACAUGAAUCUGGCAACAUUCUAUUCGACAACAACGUCUGCGAAGGGAGACUCUCCCUCUACGGCGGCUGCGGAAAGGCGGGGGCGGGCUUCUUGCAGGUGGUCGGAUCUGGCGUGUGCCCUGUAGUAACUCGCAGCUGGCGGACCAUCUCCGACGUGGUGGGCGCGCUGGGAACCGGCCCGUUGGGCGAGGCCCCUGUUCUUGCAGUCGGGUGCACGUAUUGCAUGCACGGUCUCGACAAGCUCGACGUCUCGGAAGGCCCGCCGUUGCUUCAGGAAGUGCUUAUUCGUGUGCAGCUCACGUCGGUCCCGUUCACCCGCCCCGUUCUAGACGCUGCGGAGCGUGUGUCGAAGGCCGUCGGACAUGGCCGUGGCUCGUAUUGUGCAACUCACAUGCGCAUGCCAGAUGACAUGGACGGCCACGGUGGGAAUCAGUCAGGGCCCGAGGGGACCUCUGGCUUGGGUUCAGACACUUCAGUGGUGGAGUCGUACGCCCU
Molecule: messenger RNA, 4304 nt
Organism: Prorocentrum cordatum
Lineage: Eukaryota; Dinophyceae; Prorocentrales; Prorocentraceae
Source: the annotation of a GenBank genome assembly